AUGGCGAUCCUCGGCAUGACCCUGGGCUACAUUGCCUUCAGCAUCCUGCACUUCUUCCAGUUCGUGCUCGGCGUCACCGUGUGCGGCCUCUAUGGCGUCGACCUCCAGCGCGCCCGUAAUGCGGGCAAGUACGUCGACGGCAAAUGGGUCUACGCAGAAGUCGUCGGCGCCCUGUCCGCGGUCACCGCGAUCCUGUACAUGAUCCCCUUCAUCAUCCGCUUCGCCGCCGUCACCGCCUGGUCCGCCAUCAUCUUCAUCCUGUGGAUCGCGCUCUUUGGCAUCUUCGGCGCCAUGUACAUCCACGAGGACGCCGAGGGCAACGGCGACAUCAUCCGCAUGAAGAACGCCGUCUGGGUCAACCUCGCCGCCGCGCUGCUGUGGCUGAUUGGCACCAUCGGCACCGGCGCCUACUGGUGGACGCACCGCGAGCGCAACACCCGCUUCACCGGCCGCGCCAGGCUCGGGCGCAACGCCUCCACCCGCUCGUCUGCGCUCAAGGCAUAG
This is a messenger RNA of Microdochium trichocladiopsis, 504 nucleotides long. RefSeq lists its product as uncharacterized. The transcript has 2 exons. The record is from RefSeq and is a predicted model, not a curated record. Lineage: Eukaryota; Fungi; Ascomycota; Sordariomycetes; Xylariales; Microdochiaceae. The coding region runs from base 1 to 504 and encodes 167 amino acids.